UUCGGAACCACUCGGACCUGUGCGGUGUCGCGUUCGCGCUCCCAGCUGGUCCGUGACGUCAUAAUUGCGACAACUGUCACGGAUGGUGAAAGCGUGCGCUGCAAUCGUCACCGUCAUGAUGCAUUUGGAUGUCUUUUGUAUGUGAAGGGAGAGACAGAAGACUUCGGCAGGAAUUAGGGUGUACACCUGCACCAAAAUUCAAAAUUAUAAAAAACAUUCAAAUUGUAAAUCGUUCUGAAAAUGAUUCGUCUGCGUCCAGACAGCAGACGACGGAGAUGUCAGAGUUGUCAAGGAUACAGCUAACAAGAAUAUAACCGUGAAGUGAAUCUGACCCCAUGGAAGCAGGAUUCCGGCUAAGUUUCCCGUACGCCCUGCACGCCCCCAUGUUCCCUUUUGCGGUGGCGGGCGACGGAGGCUCUCCACCACCCCCAUCUGGGGGGUCGUCUCCCCCUGCGACUCGGGUGGACCCCUAACGGAUGGGCAUGAUACUGGAGAUGAACAUCAGCCAAUCGGAGCUGAAGACGAAGGUACACCGGCCACAAGAAACGGAGCACCAUGCUUAAAUGGAGGGCUACCUCCGAGUCAAAAUCACCCUUCAGCAGCGACGUACCUCCCCCUGAACAAUCAUCACCGCAACCACCACCAUAAUCAUCACUCUCCGGGUCGAUCGUCGUCGGUAGUGGCGUCGGAUGGGUGUCACAACAACAACGACGAGAUGGUGUCCUUUCGCUGCAUAUCGCCCGACGUGGGAAGAGGCAACAACGUGCCACAGCCGAGGAAAGCACGUCACGCAAAGACGAUGCGGCUCAGCAUCAACGCGCGGGAGCGCCGUCGUAUGCACGACUUGAACGACGCGUUGGAUGAACUGCGCUCCGUCAUUCCGUACGCGCACAGCCCCUCUGUCAGGAAGCUGUCCAAGAUAGCAACGCUUCUGCUGGCCAAGAACUACAUCCUCAUGCAGGCAAACGCGCUGGAAGAACUGCGCCGGAUCAUCGCGUACAUGAACCAGACUGGAGUGGCGAUGCCUACUCUGGCUGCUGCUGCAGCCGCUUGCUGUCCUGGCGGAGACAAGAUUGGGACGGCAACACUGGCGUUAACGGGAUCUUCGUCGCCGUCCAACAGUGGGCCCCCGCAGCAGACCAGCCCGCUGUUCCCCGUCUUCGGCACAAACGGCGACACCAAGCCCUGAGGCAUCUCCAGCGCGUCAGCCAGACGCGCGCAGUGCAGAAUCUCACAGGUCCUGCAACGGGACGUGCAGAGGACCUCCUCAACGCGAUGGCAGCGUACUUUCUCCUCAAGGGAACUGGUGCUUCCAAUAAUGCGAUAUCGGUCUCCUCAUGUAUCUUAUGCACUGCAACGAAUUCGUACAAAAAGGUGGCCACAAUUUCUGCCAGGGCCUGUGGCACUCUUCGGAAGAACCCUAUUCAACCACAGUAAAAGUGCUGCAAAAGAACAGCUUUCAAAAACGGACUAAUACAUACCAUGUUCCUGUGAUGUGUACCUCCGUGUGUGUGUGUGCUCGUCGUGUGUGAAGUUUUGUUCACUCGUUAGCGCCGAAUGAGCAAUAAUAAAGUGGGAUAUUUCCGAA
Messenger RNA from Ornithodoros turicata, 1588 nucleotides. Its product is annotated as class E basic helix-loop-helix protein 22-like. The transcript has 6 exons. Gene Ontology annotation, cellular component: nucleus. Gene Ontology annotation, biological process: positive regulation of transcription by RNA polymerase II; axon development; sensory organ development. Gene Ontology annotation, molecular function: DNA-binding transcription factor activity, RNA polymerase II-specific; protein dimerization activity; E-box binding. NCBI's taxonomy places the organism in Eukaryota, Metazoa, Arthropoda, Arachnida, Ixodida, Argasidae. The coding region runs from base 716 to 1189 and encodes 157 amino acids. The record is from RefSeq and is a predicted model, not a curated record.